AUGGAUGACCAGCAAAAGGUGGAAACUGACAUAAAAUUGCCACAGAGAGUGGGAAUUUGCCGCAGCAAAUCACAUAAUAGAGAUCGCCGUUCGUCCGAAAAUCUAACGGAAAGUAGUGAUGAAUCCGAAAUUGAACAUGAAACAAAUAAUGCCCAUGCUGAUCAUGAUACAUCGUCGCAGACACAAGCCCAGGAGAAGCGGAAGAUUCAUAAUUCGAGCUCCUCAAACGACCUCACUGGGUCGUUAUCGGAAAGUGGUUCUGAAGAUGACAAAAGCGACGAAACGAAGCAAUCCCUGGACGAUAGCCAGCCUCAAGAAUUACCUACGAAAAAUCGAAAAUUCGACAACAAGGCCUGGGGAAUUAUGUCAAAAAUGGGAUACAAGGAGGGAACCGGUCUGGGCGCGAAGGAACACGGAAGGAAGGUGCCGGUGGACGUCAAGCCGCAGUACGGCAAGCGGGGCCUUGGAUUAGUGGUGAAAGGCAUCGAACCGUCGUUCUCAGUACAGUGGGAUUUUGAACACGAGGAUGCAAGUAUUUUCGAACUCAUAUCUUAA
This is a messenger RNA of Soboliphyme baturini, 555 nucleotides long. The record is from the annotation of a GenBank genome assembly. Lineage: Eukaryota; Metazoa; Nematoda; Enoplea; Dioctophymatida; Soboliphymatidae.